Messenger RNA from Tyto alba (common barn owl), 2294 nucleotides. RefSeq names its product membrane associated ring-CH-type finger 3 (gene MARCHF3). The transcript has 3 exons. The record is from RefSeq and is a predicted model, not a curated record. NCBI's taxonomy places the organism in Eukaryota, Metazoa, Chordata, Aves, Strigiformes, Tytonidae. Gene Ontology annotation, molecular function: ubiquitin-protein transferase activity. The coding region runs from base 866 to 2059 and encodes 397 amino acids. Gene Ontology annotation, biological process: protein ubiquitination.
GCUUACUUGCUUGUAUGUUCUACUUCUCUAUUUGUGCCUUCAAAUUACACAGUGCUUAAGAAGGGAUUAUCUAAUUUCUUUAAGCACAGCACUCCUGGCACAGUGUCUUCCCCUCCAAACCCGCCUGGGAUACAUAAUGUCAGAUCCUCCCCUGGCUGCUUGAGCAAAACUCUUUCUGUAAAGUAAGGUUCUCAUUUAUAUUACAUUUUUUAUCUCUAUUAGCAUCUAACUCCCUAAAAUAACAAAAAAUCUUCAUGUAGGUUUAGCCAAUUCUGAAAGUAUUAAACUCUGUUUCAGUCCCGUGCAUGCAUUCAUCUUUAAUUACCUGUCUGGAUUAACUACAAGUGCAGCAACACGUAGAAGUAAACAAAGCCACAUGUGCAAGUGUUUGCAAGAUCAUAGCUCAUUUUUUUUUCUCAGUGAUAGCAGUACUUUCCAGUCAGCUUUGCUCUAUACGGUACCAAUAGCAUGCCUGUUUUCUAGCAUGUCCUGCUGGCGAGAAGGCUCCGUCCCAUUCUUGUGAAGUUGCUGGACUUCAGAUACCCAAACCUGCAUUUUGCAGGGCAGGACUGGAGCUGUGAGAUACCCCUGAACAGCAAAGUUUCAGCCAUUUGGGAACUCCAACUGAAUACUGCCUUGUGCUGCCUUGGCAAAAGGCAUGGUAAGAACAACAAAACCGCUCUGUCCUCUACCUUCACCUGUCUUAGCAUUUCAGAUCAAAUUCUAGUUCUUGGUCUUUAUCUUCAGGUGAUACGUGACACAUGCCCAGGACGUCCAACGGGUAAAAUGCUCUCGGGCGUGUGCCUUUUCUGUGGAAUGAAAUACCGGGACCGUGGGCGCUCCAGGCAUUCCACAUUCUGCACUGAUGUUGCCCUCUGGAGUGUACAGAGUUGGUCCAAACGCUACGCAGAGAAGAGAAAACCCCCUGUGCUGGGUUUGCGUGGCGGGGUUUGGCCCCACGGCCGGGGCCUGGUGGGGGCGGGACCGGGAUCGCGAUCGCACCGGUCAGCGCGCCGGCAAGGCAGCACCGCGCUGCAGCCACCGUCCGCCCGUCCGUCCGUCCGUCCGGCUCCGGGCUGCGCGGCGGAGGGUGAGCGCGGGGCUGCGGCGGGUGGGAGCGGCGCGGCGGGGGCCGGGCCCGGCGGGGCGAGCGGGGUCCCCGCUGCCUGCGGGGCACGUCCCGUGUUUGCAGGGGGCCGCGGACCUCCCUCCCCCCCCCCCGCACCCCAACCCCAGGAGCGGGGGUCGGGCCGCGUGGCCGUCCGCGCGUGGGAGGCGCGGCGGUGCUGGACGGCGGCGGCGUGGCCGUGGGGGCGGGUGGCGGUGCCGCCGCUCUUCGCCUUUUUGCCCGCGGAUCUGCUGCCUCUUCCCUCCGUCCACCCGCGGGGCGGCGGCCGGCCGCGUCCCCACGCACGUCUCCGGUGACCCGAAGGGCCGCCGCCCCCUCCCAGAGCUCGGCUGCGUCCUCGAACUUCGCCUCAGCGCCCGUCCCCGCCGCUGCUUUACAGCCCGCCCGUGGAAAUACACCGCGUCUGCGCUGAGGAAAGCAACAGCAGAGGGAGAGGACGCGUCCGGCCCCCGAGAGGAGAAGGAGGAGGGGGGAUGGAGGAAGGGGCCUGUGUGUGGGCGUCUGCCCGUGCGUGGGCUGAUGGCAGCGAAGUCCCUUGGCGCUAGCCGAACCGAAGGCAUGUGGCUGAGGAACCCAGGCCCCCAGCAUGAGAAACGGACUCUCUUUGGAGACAUGGUGUGCUUCUUGUUUAUCACUCCGCUAGCAACCAUCUCUGGCUGGUUGUGUCUACGAGGAGCAGUGGAUCAUCUGCACUUUAGUAGUACGCUAGAAGCUGUUGGCCUCAUUGCACUCACUGUUGCACUCUUCACUAUUUACCUCUUUUGGACCCUGGUAUCGUUUAGAUAUCACUGUAGGUUAUACAACGAAUGGCGUCGGACCAAUCAGCAGGUGAUACUCCUAAUCCCAAAGUCUGCCAACGUCCCCUCCAACCAGCAGUCCCUGCUGGGACUGCAGUCCCUGAAAAGGAACUCAAAGGAGACAAUCGUUUGAUUUGAGCAGUUCUGCACAGUGGCCACGCACUAAAAAUAUCUUCCUCAAACUCAUUGGGGUCAGACACCAGGAGUAUGCUAUUCUGAUUUACAAACUCUGCAGAGGAAUAAAUCACUGUUUGAAUUCAAAUCAUGGAUGCUGCAAUCAUAAGAUACUUGCUAAGCUGCCAAACUUAUUUAUUUAGCAGAUACUGUAUGGAAUUCUACAAACUCAUGUUACUACCCACAUCAUCAAG